CACAGAAACAUGAUGAAGAAGGACGUCAAUCUCAACCUGGACACGCAGAGCAGCGAUCUGAAGGCGAACCCUCUGCGCGACUCUGACGUGCUGCUCAACUCGCCGGACUUGGGGCUUCUCAAACUGGCGUCCCCCGACCUGGAGCGUCUCAUCAUCCAGUCCAACGGACUGGCGGGCGCCGCCAACCCGGCAUCUCAGUUCCUUUACCCGAAGUCGGCCAGCGACGAGCAGGAGUUCGCGGAGGGCUUCGUCAAGGCGUUGGAGGACCUGCAUAAGCAGAACCAGCUGAGCGAAGCCGGCUGUGUGUCGGUGGACCGGCUGGAGCUCCUCGGUGCGGCCAACGCGGUGGGCUCGUCCGGGCUCCAGACGACGGAUCUGCCCGUGUAUACCACGCUGAACGGCUACGCCGCCAGCCCACUGGGCGGCACCACCAUCAACUACUCCACCGACACCAUUCCGUUCCCGCCGCCUCCGUCCCACCUCAGCCCGCAGCAGCAGCAACAGCAAGCCGCGGCGACGGCGGCGGCUCUGUCGCGGUUGCAGUCGGCCGGCGGCGCCGUCAAGGACGAGCCGCAGACGGUUCCGGACAUGCAGAGCCUCGGGGAGAGCCCGCCUCUCUCCCCGAUCGACAUGGACAACCAGGAGCGCAUUAAGGCGGAGAGGAAAAAGCUUCGCAACCGGAUAGCUGCUUCCAAGUGCCGCAAAAGGAAACUGGAGAGGAUUUCUCGGCUGGAGGACAAAGUCAAAAGCCUGAAGACGCAGAACACGGAGUUGGCGUCCACGGCCAGCGUGCUAAGGGAGCAGGUGGCCCAGCUCAAGCAGAAGGUGAUGAACCACGUCAGCAGCGGAUGCCAACUUUUACCUAACCAGGUCCAAGCUUACUAA
Messenger RNA from Nerophis lumbriciformis (worm pipefish), 885 nucleotides. The record is from RefSeq and is a predicted model, not a curated record. NCBI's taxonomy places the organism in Eukaryota, Metazoa, Chordata, Actinopteri, Syngnathiformes, Syngnathidae.